AUGAACCCCUUCAAGAGCAGCAACAGUGCUAAACAGAAGCAAACCGGAGGAAAAUUUCUGGGAGUUCGGAGGAGGCCAUGGGGACGAUAUGCUGCAGAGAUACGCGAUCCCACCACAAAGGAAAGGCAUUGGCUGGGCACCUUCGAUACUGCAGAGGAGGCCGCCCUGGCCUACGACAGAGCCGCAUUGUCUAUGCGCGGCUCUGGUGCCCGGACUAACUUUUGUUACUCGGAGUCAGACGUUGUCAUGCCUGCAGCUGGUAAUUCUUCUGUCACCAACAAUCACAUCCAUCACUUUUCCGAACAAUCUCCACAGCUGAUGAUGGCAGCAGACUGCCCAAAUGAAGCGUCAUCCUCUCUCUCUGAGCCUUCUUCUAUGUGGCCGGGUUAUACUCUCGGUGACACUGUCUAUCAGCAACAAGUUUCUGAAAGUGAAAUGAACCAAGCAUUGUCCAAUUCCCACCAAACGCCAGGAGGGACUGAGCUGCCAUCAGAUUUCAUCCCCGGUGUGAUGCAGUCAGCAGGUCAUAACGAGGGACAUUAUAACCAAGGCGAGUGGACAAGUAGUCUAUUUGGGUACGACGAGGAAAGAAGAGGGUCACCUAGCAGCCUGCUAUUUGAUUCUAGUUAUGUACACAGUCCACUCUUCAGUCAGAUGCCUCCAGUUUCAGAUGCUGAUUCUUUGGAAACUUUUAAUUUGGGUUCUUCGGCCUAUUUCCUCUGA
Messenger RNA from Fraxinus pennsylvanica, 723 nucleotides. NCBI's taxonomy places the organism in Eukaryota, Viridiplantae, Streptophyta, Magnoliopsida, Lamiales, Oleaceae. The record is from the annotation of a GenBank genome assembly.